Sander lucioperca (pikeperch) is the source of this 2014-nucleotide messenger RNA. Its product is annotated as solute carrier family 22 member 5-like. Gene Ontology annotation, biological process: transmembrane transport. Lineage: Eukaryota; Metazoa; Chordata; Actinopteri; Perciformes; Percidae. Gene Ontology annotation, cellular component: membrane. The record is from RefSeq and is a predicted model, not a curated record. Gene Ontology annotation, molecular function: transmembrane transporter activity.
CCAAAAGUAAAUACAGCGGGUGGUAGGUGGGAUGGUUUAGUAGCUGAAACAAAACCACUGAACUCCAAAGUCCUCCAUCCGUGUCUGCUUUUAACUUGCUUUAAACUUGCUGCACGUUCUGCAACCACAAACAACAUGAACGACUAUGAAGAUGCAACCGCCUUUCUAGGGGAAUGGGGACGUUUCCAGCAGCAGGUGUUUUUCCUCCUCUGUCUGAGCAUCGUCCCGAACGGUUUCAUGGGUAUGUCGAUCGUGUUUGUCGCCGACACGCCGCCCCACCGCUGCCUCAUUCCCGCGAACGUCAACCUGACCGCCGCAUGGAGAAACAGCAGCAUCCCGCUGGAGGAGGAGAGCCACAGCGACGCGUUGGUGCCCAGCAAGUGCGCCAGAUACAAACUUGAAGAUGUACUGAGUUUCUCGGACAGAGGCUUGCUGCCCGGCGUUGAUGUUAAUCUGUCUAAUGUGCCAACAGAAAGCUGUUUGGAUGGGUGGGAGUACGACCAGAGCAUGUACAUUUCUACCAUCAUAUCUGAGUGGGACCUGGUGUGUGAUGACAGGUGGAAGAACCCGCUGACUUCCUCUCUCUACUUCUGUGGCGUUCUUACUGGCUCCUUUGUUUCGGGACAGUUCUCUGACAGGUAUGGGAGAAAAAUAGUGUUGUUUGUUACCAUGGCAGUCCAGACAGUGUUCACAUUCAUCCAGGUUUUCUCUCCAUCCUGGACCAUGUUCUGCGCCGUGUUCUUUGUUGUUGGGUUUGGACUAAUCUCCAAUUAUGUGGCUGCGUUUGUGCUAGGGACAGAGAUAUUGGGCCCACGUGUUCGGACGGUUUUCUCCACCGCGGGUGUGACUCUUUUCUUUGGUGCGGGCUACAUGCUGCUGCCGCUGUUUGCUUAUUUCAUCAGAGACUGGAGGAUGCUUCUUCUAGGCCAGACCCUGGCUGGCUUCCUCUAUGUGCCUCUCUGGUGGUACAUCCCAGAGUCUCCUCGGUGGCUGCUCUCUCAGGGAAGAGUGGAAGAGGCUGAGGCCAUAGUGAGAGAUGCUGCUAAGAUGAACAAAAUCGAGCCUCCGCCAGUGAUCUUUAGUCCAUUGCAGAAAGAACUUCAAUGUGAGAAGAGGAAGGCCCACAACAUCUGUGACCUGCUUCAUUCUCGAAACAUCCGCUGGAUCUCUGUCACGCUGUGGCUGGUCUGGAACACCGUGACCAUCGCCUACUUUGCUCUUUCCCUGAACACCGCAAACCUUCACGGUAACGCAUACUUCAACUGUUUCCUGUCGGCUGUGGUAGAGAUGCCAGCCUACGCUUUGUCAUGGGUUCUGUUUCGCUGGUGUUCCAGACGACUGAGUCUUUCCUCAACCCUCUUCAUGGGAGGAUUGUUUCUACUCUUCAUACAGCUCAUACCAGCAAACCUGAUUUAUCUCGCCAUAACACUGGAGAUGAUGGGAAAGUUUGCAGUGACGACAGCAUUUUCUAUUGUGUACGCAUACACAGCAGAACUCUACCCAACCGUAGUGAGGAACACGGCUGUGGGCACCUGCUCCAUGGCCUCCAGAAUAGGCAGCAUUAUUGCCCCAUACUUCAUUUACUUAAGAAGCUAUUCCAUUUCACUGCCUUACAUCCUCAUGGGAAGCAUUACGCUCUCAGGGUUGCUGAGUCUCCUGCUGCCUGAGAGCUAUGGAAUGCCUCUGCCGGACACCAUUUCUCACAUGCAAAAUUUCCCUGGGUAAGACUACGCCUCCCUGUCACGAAGUCUCCCAGAGACCAGCGUAUAGCAUUAUAGAUUCAGAUUGGGUUAUUAUAUUUUUUUUGUAAUUUUCAUUUUUUAUGUUGAUUUAAGCUCAGUUUCAGUAAGUCUUUAGCUCAUCACAAUGCCCUUUUUUCAUUUUUCACAGUUAUUUCACACUAGUUUUAAAUUAUUAGUUUUUACUUGAUUGAAAACACUAGGCCAUGUUCCUUAUUUGUAUGCUGCUUUGGACAAAGUGUCUGGCAAAUGAAUAAAUAAAUGUAAAAUGGGAC